GCGACCCCUUUGCCAUGGUGCGGUCUUAGUCCUGCAGAACUCCUGAUGGGGCGACGUAUACGAACAGAUGUUCCACAGAUGAGAAAACUGCUCAUUCCUGACUGGCCCCAUACGAGGGAUUUCAAAACGCUGAACGAGAAGUACAAGGAAGGACAGAAACGCCAUUAUGACCAACGUCACCGAGCCAGACUUCUACCGGAGCUACCAGAGGACACCCCGGUCUGGGUACACACCCAAGGGAAACAAGUAGCCGGGAAGAUUGUACGACAAGCCGACACUCCCAGGUCAUAUCUCGUUAAUACACCAGGCAGAGAUCUACGGAGAAACCGGAGUCACUUGACUAUCAGAAACGACAACACCGUACCAGACGAUCCUGAGAAGCAGCCUGAUACUCAACACGGACUAGUCACUCGCUCUCAAGCGGGCCACACCAUUCGACCUCCUAACCGGCUGGACUUAUAGUUUGUAGCUGCUGGCGGACACUAUAUCCCUAGGAAGGGAGAUGUAGAGUAAUGACAUUAGUAUUAGUUGUGUGCGCGCGCUAGUAGAAUAGUCUAGAAGUAAGGGACGCAUGCGUACUGCAGUCGUUGAGUUAUUACAGAGUCUGUUGAGUUUGUUGAA
This is a messenger RNA of Corticium candelabrum, 621 nucleotides long. RefSeq lists its product as uncharacterized. Lineage: Eukaryota; Metazoa; Porifera; Homoscleromorpha; Homosclerophorida; Plakinidae. The record is from RefSeq and is a predicted model, not a curated record. The coding region runs from base 46 to 462 and encodes 138 amino acids. The transcript has a single exon.